ACUGUCUACUGUGUCAGGAGCGACUGACGGGUUCACCGCGGUAAAAUGAUUCAAUCUAAUCAGUCCAUCUUCUGCUGCUGCUGUUGUGCUCUUCAGACCAGAACCAGCACGCGUGUGGAUGUGACCGACGGCAGAUAUCCAGGAUCCUUCUACAUGUCUCAGCUGUCAAAGAAGAAGCAGCCGCCGCCUCCUGCUCCUCCUGAUGAUGAUGAUGAUGUCGGAGUGGUGAAGGUGGUGGCGAUGUAUGACUUCACAGCGAGAGAGAGUUCAGAUCUCACACUGCAUCAUGGAGAGGAGUACACUAUACUACACAAACAAGACCAGCUGUGGUGGAGAGCCAAAGACAGACUCGGGAACAAAGGAUUCAUUCCCAGUAAUUAUGUCACAGAAAUUGGAACAAUGGAGGCCAAUCAGUGGUACUGCAAGAACAUCAACAGAGCAGAAGCAGAACAUUUACUCAGACAAGAGGGUAAGGAUGGAGGGUUUGUGGUGAGAAGUUCCAGUCAACCCGGCAGUUACACUGUAUCAGUUUUUGCACAAAGUUCAGGUAAAGGGGAGGUUAGACAUUACCAGAUAAAGCAGAUAGACGGGGGUCAGUUCUUCUUGGCAGAGCGACAUGUGUUCAACUCAAUACCAGAACUCAUCAACUACCACAAACUUAAUUCAGCAGGGCUGGUGGCACGACUGCGGUAUCCCAUCGGACCCAUUGGCAAAUGUCUUCCAGCCACAGCAGGAUUUAGUUCAGAUAAAUGGGAGAUUAAUCCAUCUGAGCUGACGUUCAUGAAGGAACUGGGCAGCGGGCAGUUUGGAGUGGUCAGACUGGGCAAAUGGAGAGGACAGCAUAAAGUGGCCGUUAAAACCAUCAGAGAAGGAGCCAUGAGUGAAGACGACUUUAUAGAGGAAGCCAAGAUCAUGACACGAUUGUGUCACCCUAAACUAGUGCAGCUGUACGGCGUGUGUGUCACGCAGCGCCCAAUCUGCAUCGUGACUGAGUUCAUGGAGAACGGCUGCUUGCUUGACUUCCUGAGACAGCACAGCAGAUCUCUGACACGCGUCACGCAGCUCUUCAUCUGUCAGGACGUUUGUGAGGGGAUGGAGUACCUGGAACAAAACAAGUUCUUACACAGAGACCUGGCCGCGCGGAACUGUCUGGUGAACGAGAGGAAUGUUGUGAAAGUGUGUGACUUUGGAAUGACCAGAUACGUGAUGGAUAAUCAGUACACCAGCUCUGUGGGCUCCCGGUUUCCUGUCAAAUGGUCUCCACCUGAAGUUCUUCAUUUCAACAAGUUCAGCAGCAAAUCAGACGUCUGGUCAUUUGGUGUGCUGAUGUGGGAAGUGUUCUCAGAGGGAAAGACUCCAUUUGAGAAGCACUCUAAUUUGGAGGUGGUGGAGGAAGUAACUCAGGGUGGCCGUCUGUACAGACCUCACAGAGCAUCCACAAACAUCUACAACAUCAUGUACAGAUGCUGGCAUGAGAGACCUCAUGGACGACCGACUUUCUCUGAGUUACUGCAGAAUAUCAAACACAUUACUGAGGACGAGACGAACAAGACAGACACAUGAACACCACAAACACAGGAAUACCACAGACAAAUGAACACCACAGACUCAAGAACACCACAGACACAAAAAACAACAGACAAAUGAACACCACAGACUCAAGAACACCACAGACACAAAAAAACAAGAGAUACAUAAACACAAUAGACACAUGAACACCACAGAAACAUAAACAACAGACAUAUGAACAUCACAGACUCUUAAACACCACAGACACAUGACAUAUGAACACCACAGACACAUAAACAACAGACAAAUGAACACCACAGGCACUUGAACACAACAGACACAUAAACAACAGACAUAUGAACACCACAGACACAUAAACAACAGACACAUGAACACCACAGACACAUAAACUCAACAGACACAUUAACACCACAGACACAUAAACACCACAGACACAUUACACAUAAACACCAAAAACACAUGACAUGUAAACAUCACAGACACAUGACACAUAAACACCAAAGACGUAUAACCAUUAGAAACAUGUAAACACCACAGUCACAUGACAUGUGAACACCACUGACACAUGACACAUAAACACCAAAGACCCAUGUCACAUGAACACCACAGACACAUGACACAUAAACACCAAAGACGUAUAACCAUUAGAAACAUUUAAAAACCACAGUCACAUGACAUGUGAACACCACAGACACAUAAACUCAACAGACACAUUAACACCACAGACACAUAAACACCACAGACACAUUACACAUAAACACCAAAAACACAUGACAUGUAAACACCACAGACACAUGACACAUAAACACCAAAGACGUAUAACCAUUAGAAACAUGUAAACACCACAGUCACAUGACAUGUGAACACCACUGACACAUGACAUAUAAACACCAAAGACCCAUGUCACAUGAACACCACAGACACAUGACACAUAAACACCAAAGACGUAUAACCAUUAGAAACAUUUAAACACCACAGUCACAUGACAUGUGAACACCACUGACACAUGACACAUAAACACCAAAGACCCAUGUCACAUGAACACCACAGACACAGGACACAAAAACACCACAGACAUAUAACCACUAGAGACACAUAAAUACCACAGACACAUGACACAUGAACACCACAGACACAUAAAAAACAGACAAAUGAACAACACAGACACUUGAACACCACAGACACAUGAACACCAAAGACGUAUAACCAUUAGAAACAUUUAAACACCACAGUCACAUGACAUGUGAACACCACUGACACAUGACACAUAUACACCAAAGACCCAUGUAACAUGAACACCACAGACACAGGACACAAAAUCACCACAGACAUAUAACCACUAGAGACACAUAAACACCACAGACACAUGACACAUAAACACCAAAGACGUAUAACCAUUAGAAACAUGUAAACACCACAGUCACAUGACAUGUGAACACCACUGACACAUAAACACCAAAGACCCAUGUCACAUGAACACCACAGACACAUUACACAUAAACACAAAAGACACAUGACCACUAGAGACACAUGAGCACCACAGACACAUAAACACCACAGACACAUUACAUAUAAACACCAAAGACACAUGUCACAUUAACACCACAGACACAUGACACAUAAACACCAAAGACCCAUGUCACAUUAACACCACAGACACAUAAACACCACAGACACAUGACACAUAAACACCAAAGACACAUGACCACUUGAGACAUUGUGGCAGGGAACUCUACUACAGCGUAUCCCUCCUCCUUCCCGCGUUUCGGCACCAGUGUAAAGGUAUUCAAUGGAAAGGAGGAGGGGAGAACCGGCUUGACGAUAUAAAUAAUAGUUUAAUGGUAAACUUAAAAGACAACAUAAACACACAUGACGGACAUGUCCAUAAACGAUCUCUCUCUCCCGCACGACACCCUGCAGUCGACCUUUAUACCUUGGAGGCUUGAUUAGCCUAAUACGGGACCGGGUGCAUAGGAUCACGACCCGGCCCCGCCCUCCGUCCUGCCACAGACACUUAAACACCACAUAUACAUGACACAUGAACACCACAGAUACAUUCCCACCACAGAUACAUGACACAUAAACACCAAAGACAUAUGACCACUAGAGACAAAUAAACACCACAGACACAUGACACAGAAACACCAAAGACACAUGACCACUAGAGACACUUAAACACCACAUAUACAUGACACAUGAACACCACAGAUAAAUAAACACCACAGACACAUGACACAUAUACACCAAAAACACAUGACACAUGAACACCACAGACACAUAAACAACAGACAAAUGAACAACACAGACACUUGAACACAACAGACACAUGACACAUAUACACCAAAGACUCAUGAAACAUGAACUCCACUGACACAUAAACUCAACAGAAACAUUAACACCACAGACACAUGACACAUAAACACCAAAGACACAUGACCACUAGAGACACUUAAACACCACAUAUACAUGACACAUGAACACCACAGAUAAAUGAACACCACAGACACAUGACACAUAAACACCAAAGACACGUGACCACAGACACAUAAACACCAAAGACACAUGACCACUAGAGACACAUAAACACCACAGACACAUGAACACCACAGACACAUGACACAUAUACACCAAAGACACAUGACCAACAAACACAUAAACACCACAGACACAUUACAUAUAAACACCAAAGACACAUGACACAUGAACACCACAGACACAUGACACAUAUACCCCAAAGACACAUGACCACUAGAGACACAUGAACACCACAGACACAUGACACAUAUACCCCAAAGACACAUGACCACUAGAGACACAUGAACACCACAGACACAGGACACAUAAACACCAAAGACACAUGACCACUAGAGACACAUGAGCAUCACAGACACAGGACACAUAAACACCAAAGACACAUGACCACUAGAGACACAUGACCACUAGAGACACAUGAACAUCACAGACACAGGACACAUGAGCACCACAGACACAGGACACAUGGACACCACAGACACAUGACACAUAUACCCCAAAGACACAUGACCACUAGAGACACAUGAACACCACAGACACAGGACACAUAAACACCACAGACACUUUACAUAUAAACACCAAAGACACAUGACACAUGAACACCACAGACACAUGACACAUAUACCCCAAAGACACAUGACCACUAGAGACACAUGAACACCACAGACACAUGACACAUAUACCCCAAAGACACAUGACCACUAGAGACACAUAAACACCACAGACACAGGACACAUAUACCCCAAAGACACAUGACCACUAGAGACACAUGAACACCACAGACACAUGACACAUAUACCCCAAAGACACAUGACCACUAGAGACACAUGACCACUAGAGACACAUGAACACCACAGACACAUGACACAUAAACACCACAGACACAUAAACACCACAGACACAUGACCACUAGAGACACAUGAACACCACAGACACAUGACACAUAAACACCACAGACACAUGACCACUAGAGACACAUGAACACCACAGACACAUGACCACUAGAGACACAUGAGCACCACAGACACAUAAACACCACAGACACAUGACCACUAGAGACACAUGAACACCAGACACAUAAAUACCACAGAAACAUAAACACCAAAGACACAUGACCACAUGUUCUUGGUCUUGACUUUGUCUCAACCCCUCAAAGUCUUGGUCAUUACAUUCCCUUGCAUCUGUAUAUAACUGAUUUGAAUUUGUACAUUUGGAUAUGUAUAUAUUUUUUGCCUUAUUGUUUUUUCUAUUUAAACUUAUAUUUUCUAUUCUCAUUUUAUCUUUAUUCGAUUUUUUAAUUAUUAACAUUGUCUUAUUGUUGAAUUGUUUGUGCUUUGGAAGCUUCUGUCACCAAGACAAAUUACUUGUAUGUGUAAGAAUACUUGGCAA
Molecule: messenger RNA, 5451 nt
Organism: Xyrauchen texanus (razorback sucker)
Lineage: Eukaryota; Metazoa; Chordata; Actinopteri; Cypriniformes; Catostomidae
Gene: txk
Product: TXK tyrosine kinase
Exons: 15
Coding region: 46-1563 (505 amino acids)
Biological process (GO): B cell receptor signaling pathway; T cell receptor signaling pathway; peptidyl-tyrosine autophosphorylation
Molecular function (GO): ATP binding; non-membrane spanning protein tyrosine kinase activity; protein binding
Source: RefSeq, a predicted model, not a curated record